Messenger RNA from Calliphora vicina (urban bluebottle blowfly), 1850 nucleotides. RefSeq names its product methionine synthase reductase. Gene Ontology annotation, biological process: homocysteine metabolic process. The record is from RefSeq and is a predicted model, not a curated record. Gene Ontology annotation, molecular function: flavin adenine dinucleotide binding; [methionine synthase] reductase (NADPH) activity; FMN binding. Gene Ontology annotation, cellular component: cytosol. The transcript has 3 exons. Lineage: Eukaryota; Metazoa; Arthropoda; Insecta; Diptera; Calliphoridae. The coding region runs from base 263 to 1636 and encodes 457 amino acids.
CAAUUUGCUUUUGAUUAUGAGGCUGGAUUUGUCAAAGUCUGCCUGUCGUUUUGCGUUUACGUUUGUGUAGUAUUCACAACAACAAUUCACUAGUGUAAUGUGAGAAUUCGAGCCUCUAAACAUGUGAAGAAAAAAAUAAUCAGCUAUGCCAUCGACACCACCUUAUAAUUAAUACCCCUUGAGUCAAAAGGAACGGAUUUGCACGUUUUGUUAAUCAAAACAAACAAAAGAAUAGUUUUUUUUUUUAAUUUAAUCAGGAGCAAUGGUAGACGAUAUAAAUAUAUCGGAUUUUAUAUUGGAGAAAUAUACAGAAGCUAAAGUGGCUGAUCAAACACUUGAGGUAGUCUUUGAAAAUGAAACACAGUUUCUAGGAUACGAAAAUGGCCAAGAAAAAUGCAAGGACUUAAUGUUUCCUUUUUCGCGUUCUCCCUUAAAAAUGGUUGCCAUUAAACAUUCCAAAAAUUUAUUGGAAUCUAAAAAUGAUUCCUUACAUGCAAAGGAUAUCACCGAAAUUACUUUGGAUAUAAAAGAUUUAAAGGAAUAUGAAUGGCAACCAGGUGACACAAUUGCAAUUUUACCCAGGAAUGACAAAAACAGUGUUGAUGAAUUCCUACAGCUCCUAGACAUGGAAAGACAAGCAGAUACAACAUGUUCUGUUCAAAUCUCAAAGUUAUGUACGAAAAAAUCCGCAAAAGUUCCUGUUUAUAUACCUAAAUUAACGACACCACGAGAAAUCUUACGUGAUUGUCUUAACAUUAAAAGCAUUUUAAAAAAGACGUUUAUAAGAAGUUUAGCCGAGCAUUGUACAGACGGAGAAGAAAAAACAUUUUUAAAAUGCUUGUCAUCAAAAGAAGGUUCUGCAUUUUAUAAUGAACUAAUAAUGGAAAAAGGAUUUACUGUAAUGGAUUUACUAAAGCACUGUCGUUCAUGUAAACCACCUUUUGCUCUAAUUGUUGAGCAUUUGUCAAGACUUUUGCCCCGGCCAUAUUCUAUUGCAAAUAGUCCCUUAAAAUCAACUUAUGAAAUAUCGAUAAUUUUCUCUACGCUUGAUGUAAAGCCAGGUGUCACGACAAACAUGUUAAAAGAAAAAAUCACUGAAGAGUCCGCUUCCAUAUUAAUGUACUUAAGGGAACCAAACUACUUUCGUUAUACUGAAGAUAAUUAUCAGCAAAAUCAAGUUUUAAUUGCUAUAGGUACGGGACUAGCACCAUUUUUGGGUUUUCUUCAACACAAACAACAUAUGAUGGCGAAUGACAAGAAUGGAAAUCCAGGCAUUACUUGGCUUUUUGUAGGCACAACCAGCGAGCAGGCCGUCGUACAUCGUGACCUUUUGUUACAGUGGCAAUCGAAAAAUAUUCUUAAUAACUUUGUGGAAUCUUAUUCUCGUGUUCCAACUACUCGGUAUCAUUAUGUGCAAGACUCUUUAGAAUGUAAUGCACAACAAUUAGUAGAAUUGCUAAUGAAACCAGAAACUACUAUAUACUUAUGUGCGGAUGGUGGACAAAUUUCUAAAUCUAUAGAAAAGUCAUUACAAAAUAUUUUGGUUAAGGAGUUGGCUAUAACCGCCGAAGAGUCAGUUGAAAUGAUGAACGAUUUUAAGGCUAAACGAAAAUAUAGAGAAGAUAUAUGGUUGUAAACAAAAAAGAUGAAAGGGGAAGUGAAACUUUACAAUUGCAAUUCAACUGUGAUACCACAUGAAAUUCAACUUUAGAAACUUUUUAAUAUGUUUGUAUUUUCGUUGGUAGAAAAAUGUUCUACAAAAUUUAGAAAUAAAUUUGUAUUUUUAGAAAUUUUUGGUAAUUAUUUGAAAUUUUUUAUUUUAUAUAAUUUGAAAGCUAAUUUUAAUUUGG